Molecule: messenger RNA, 1427 nt
Organism: Impatiens glandulifera
Lineage: Eukaryota; Viridiplantae; Streptophyta; Magnoliopsida; Ericales; Balsaminaceae
Product: mitogen-activated protein kinase homolog MMK2-like
Exons: 6
Coding region: 42-1205 (387 amino acids)
Biological process (GO): protein phosphorylation; intracellular signal transduction
Cellular component (GO): cytoplasm; nucleus
Molecular function (GO): MAP kinase activity; ATP binding
Source: RefSeq, a predicted model, not a curated record
UCUAAUUCCUCCAUUUUUUUUGUAUAUAUAUAUAUAUAUAUAUGGAGUCGAGUUCUUCAUCUUCUUCUGUUGCAGCUUCGGCUCAUCAUCAUCAUCAGGAAUUAGUUACUAAUAAUAUAAAAGGAAUCCCGACACAUGGGGGACGUUAUGUGCAGUAUAAUGUCCAUGGAAAUCUUUUCGAAGUUCCUAGAAAGUAUGUUCCUCCCAUUCGUCCUGUAGGAAGAGGCGCCAAUGGCAUCAUUUGCGCUGCACUAAAUUCUGAGACACGGGAAGAAGUCGCAAUUAAGAAGAUUGGAAACGCAUUCGAUAACAAAAUAGAUGCCAAAAGAACUCUCCGAGAAAUAAAGCUUCUUUGUCACAUGAAACAUGACAAUGUCAUUGCGAUCAAAGACAUAAUACGACCUCCAGAAAGGGAAAACUUCAACGAUGUUUACAUUGUUUAUGAGUUGAUGGACACCGAUCUACAACAUAUUAUUCAUUCGAACCAAUCCUUGAGCGAUGAUCAUUGUAGGUACUUCCUUUAUCAAAUAUUAAGGGGACUAAAAUAUGUGCAUUCAGCACAUGUCUUACAUCGAGAUUUAAAACCGAGCAAUUUGCUGAUCAAUGUGAAUUGUAGCUUGAAGAUUGGAGACUUUGGUUUGGCAAGAAUAACAUCUGAAACAGACUUCAUGACAGAGUAUGUUGUUACUCGUUGGUAUCGAGCUCCUGAAUUGCUCCUUAAUUGUUCCGAGUACACUGCAGCCAUCGAUAUUUGGUCGGUUGGUUGCAUAUUUGGCGAAAUUAUGACCAAUCAACCGCUUUUCCCUGGCAAAGAUUAUGUUCAUCAACUCAAACUCAUAACUGAGCUUAUAGGCUCUCCAGAUGAUGCGAGUCUUGGAUUUCUUCGAAGCAAUAAUGCUCGAAGAUAUGUUAGACAACUUCCUCAAUAUCCAAAGCAACAAAUUUCUUCCAAGUUUCCGAGUAAGCCUCCAGGAGCCGUCGAUUUAUUGGAAAAAAUGCUUGUCUUUGAUCCUAAUAGACGCAUAACGGUUGACGAGGCACUCUGUCACCCUUAUUUGGCAUCUCUCCAUUCAGUAAACGAGGAGCCUGUUUGCCCGAGGCCAUUCUGUGUCGAUUUUGAGCAGCCAUGUUUGACAGAGGAGAACAUCAAGGAACUCAUUUGGAAGGAGUCUGUAAGGUUCAAUCCAGACCCUCUUGUUCAUUGAGGAAUAUGAUCAUAUAUUACAUUCAAAUUCAAUGAUUUGAAUGAGAAUAAAUUAAUGUAGAAAAUCAAAAAGAAAAAAAAUAUAUAAAUUAUGUUGUACUAUCCUAAUUACCUGAACCAGCAUGUUGUGGUUUGAAACUCAAUCGAUGUUGUUUAAUUUAUGCAUAUGAUUCAUUCCUUCUGAUAAGGCUAUGAAUUGAAUACAAUCACUUUGAUAUCUUCA